Messenger RNA from Microthlaspi erraticum, 489 nucleotides. The record is from the annotation of a GenBank genome assembly. Lineage: Eukaryota; Viridiplantae; Streptophyta; Magnoliopsida; Brassicales; Brassicaceae.
AUGCCUCAAUUUGGUAGCUACGUCGCGAUGGGCUCGAAGAUAUAUGUGUUCAACAAUAUGACAUCAUUAAGCAUCGACUGUAUAUCUCACACAGCGCAACCCCUCCCGAGCAUGCCUGUGGUCAUGGAGGUUACCAUGGCUGACAUGAUCGACGGGAGAAUCUACGUGAUUGGGUACAAAUCAACUCGAAGAAGAGUGAUGGUUGUGUUCAAUACAGAAACACAAACAUGGGAGCCUGAGACGAUAAAGAUUGACACUGAGGUUAACAUGUGGAUGUGUGAAUGUGUGGUGAUGGGUGGUAAGAUGUACUUUAGGGAUCGUAGAAGAAUAGCAUUGUUUACGAGCCAAAGGGAAAACAAGUUAAGAGCGUAUGAUUCAGAGAAGAAGUGUUGGGGAGUGGUGAAGGGUGUUGAGGAAUUGUUGGCUAUGGAGAAGGUUCUGGGUGGUGGAGACUGCGAGUUACGGUGGGAAACUUUUUUUGUUCCGUGA